Molecule: messenger RNA, 804 nt
Organism: Megalops cyprinoides (Indo-Pacific tarpon)
Lineage: Eukaryota; Metazoa; Chordata; Actinopteri; Elopiformes; Megalopidae
Gene: nkx6-3
Product: NK6 homeobox 3
Exons: 3
Coding region: 1-804 (267 amino acids)
Biological process (GO): regulation of transcription by RNA polymerase II; cell differentiation
Cellular component (GO): nucleus
Molecular function (GO): RNA polymerase II cis-regulatory region sequence-specific DNA binding; DNA-binding transcription factor activity, RNA polymerase II-specific
Source: RefSeq, a predicted model, not a curated record
AUGGAUCCCAACAUCCCGGGGUCUUUCCUGUUCAACAACGGCCUGAACCAGUUCCCCUCAGACAUCAAGGCGCCCAUGUGCCAGUACUCGGUGCAGAACUCCUUCUACAAGCUCAACCCCGGCCUCAACAGCCAGCUGCAGGCGGGCACGCCCCACGGCAUCAGCGACAUCCUCAGCCGCUCCAUGGUGGGCGCCCCCAGCACCACCCUCCUCUCCGGCUACUCCCCCAUGGGGGGCUUCGGGACUGUAGCCACCCCAGGUGUUUACUACAAUCGGGAUUACAACCCCUCUCUGAGCGGCUUCUCCAAGCCUGGCUCGGAGUGCCCCGUGAAGGGUCGCAGCGGGGGCUGCUGGGGAGAGGCGGGGUACGAGUGGAGAGGAGGGAGGCAGCCGUGCAGCAACAGCACCGGGCACCUGGCUGAGGUGGCGGGCAGGAAGAAGCACACCAGGCCCACCUUCAGCGGGCACCAGAUCUUCGCCCUGGAGAAAACGUUUGAGCAGACCAAGUACCUGGCCGGGCCGGAGAGAGCCAGGCUGGCGUACUCACUGGGCAUGACAGAAUCCCAGGUCAAGGUGUGGUUCCAGAACCGGCGCACCAAAUGGCGGAAGAAGAGCGCAUCUGAGCCCACCUCCACCCAGGCAUCCCGCGGGGAGCAGGGAGGGGAUGCCUCAGAGAAUGAGGUAGAGGACGAGGAGUACAACAAGCCCUUGGACCCCGACUCUGAUGAUGAGAAGAUCCGUCUGCUCCUGCGAAAGCAUCGCCGGGCCUUUUCUGUUCUCCGACUCGGCCCACACCACGUCUGA